AUGACCACUACUACUACUACUACUACUACUACUACUACUACUACUACUACUACUACUACUACUACUACUACUACUACUACUACUACUACUACUACUACUACUACUACUACUACUACUACUACUACUACUACUACUACUACUACUACUACUACUACUACUACUACUACUACUACUACUACUACUACUACUACUACUACUACUACUACUACUACUACUACUACUACUACUACUACUACUACUACUACUACUACUACUACUACUACUACUACUACUACUACUACUACUACUACUACUACUACUACUACUACUACUACUACUACUACUACUACUACUACUACUACUACUACUACUACUACUACUACUACUACUACUACUACUACUACUACUACUACUACUACUACUACUACUACUACUACUACUACUACUACUACUACUACUACUACUACUACUACUACUACUACUACUACUACUACUACUACUACUACUACUACUACUACUACUACUACUACUACUACUACUACUACUACUACUACUACUACUACUACUACUACUACUACUACUACUACUACUACUACUACUACUACUACUACUACUACUACUACUACUACUACUACUACUACUACUACUACUACUACUACUACUACUACUACUACUACUACUACUCACGAUCCAUCCUUGCAUAUAAUGUAUUGA
Schistosoma intercalatum is the source of this 693-nucleotide messenger RNA. The record is from the annotation of a GenBank genome assembly. Lineage: Eukaryota; Metazoa; Platyhelminthes; Trematoda; Strigeidida; Schistosomatidae.